Molecule: messenger RNA, 4639 nt
Organism: Lampris incognitus (smalleye Pacific opah)
Lineage: Eukaryota; Metazoa; Chordata; Actinopteri; Lampriformes; Lampridae
Gene: furinb
Product: furin (paired basic amino acid cleaving enzyme) b
Exons: 16
Coding region: 475-2982 (835 amino acids)
Biological process (GO): peptide hormone processing
Cellular component (GO): Golgi membrane; trans-Golgi network
Molecular function (GO): serine-type endopeptidase activity
Source: RefSeq, a predicted model, not a curated record
AUCAACGCCCGGACAGAGGAGGAUGAAGCAUCGUAGUGCGUCUCGGUUCUUCUCGGCGUUUGAUGAAGGUAGGGUAGACCAAGUCGCACCUUUGUUUGGAGGGAGUAGUGCCCCGGUCUCAUGCGAGUGACAAGAGUGGGAGGGAACAAUAGGAGUUAUAAGGGAAACAUAAGCUGGCAAGCUAAUAGUCUGUCACCGCUACCGACGGCCCCCACUUUUCCAGUCUGCCAAUUUGGGUCUUUCCCAGUCUGGUUAACAACGUCUCCCAAGUAAAAUUCAGUCUUUCGUGAGCUGGACAUACAUUUUAGCCAGAUAACUGACCGGCCUUAAUCACCACCGCGUUCUCAACCAAGUUCAUUCUGGGUCACUGUUCUGUUUUGCUGCUGUAAGGUGGAACAGCUCUGCUGUGCCUUGUGAGCAGUGACAGACUGACAGUAGGACUGACAGACCCCUCCGCACCCUGCCUUCCUUUUCAUGGAUGCCAGGGUGGUCCUGCUGCAGUUGUGGACACUCCAUGUCCUGACAGCGCCAUUGAAGUGGACUGAUGCUGCAGAGGUGUACACCAACACUUGGGCGGUCCAGAUUAAAGGGGGCCAAGAGGUCGCUGACUGCAUUGCCAGGAAACAUGGCUUCAUCAACCACGGCAAUGUUUUUGGAGAUUAUUAUCACUUCAGGCAUCAUGUGGUGGAGAAGAGGUCCCUGUCUGAACACAGGGGAAUCCAUAUCAGACUGCACAAAGAACCACAGGUGCAAUGGGCAGAGCAGCAGGUGGUGAGACGGAGAAAGAAGAGGGAUGUCCAUGAAGAACCAACAGAUCCUGAAUAUCCCAAGCAGUGGUACUUGUCCAACCCAACUCAUCAGGACCUGAAUAGCAAAGAAGCCUGGGCCCAAGGCUAUACGGGAAGAGGUGUGGUGGUUACCAUCCUGGACGAUGGUAUUGAGAAAGACCAUCCUGAUCUUAUCAGCAAUUAUGAUCCUGAAGCCAGUUAUGAUGUCAACGAUGGAGAUACUGACCCUCAGCCACGAUACACGCAGCGCAACGAGAAUAGGCACGGAACGCGCUGUGCAGGAGAGGUUGCAGCUGCAGCCAACAAUGGUGUGUGCGGUGUAGGCGUGGCAUACAAUGCUAAAAUUGGAGGCGUGCGUAUGUUGGAUGGGGAAGUGACAGACGUGGUGGAGGCCCAAUCUCUCAGUCUUAAUCCUCAGCACAUUCACAUCUACAGUGCCAGCUGGGGGCCAGAUGAUGACGGCAAGUCUGUGGAUGGCCCUGCCAAGUUGGCCAAGGAGGCCUUUCUCCAGGGGAUCACCAAGGGCCGUGGUGGACUGGGCUGCAUCUUUGUGUGGGCAUCAGGUAAUGGCGGUCGGGAAGAGGACAAUUGUAACUGUGACGGCUACACCAACAGCAUCUAUACACUUUCCAUCAGCAGCACAACACAGUACGGUAAUGUGCCCUGGUACAGUGAGACAUGCUCCUCCACCCUCGCCACUACCUUCAGCUCCGGAAACCCUGGGGAAAAACAAAUAGUUACCACAGAUCUUAGGCAGAAAUGCACAGAUUCACACACUGGGACAUCAGCUUCAGCCCCACUCGCAGCUGGAAUCAUUGCCCUUGCUCUGGAGGCCAAUACAAAUCUGACCUGGAGGGAUAUGCAGCACUUGGUCGUGAGAACAUCCCGCCCCGGCCACCUUAGCGCUGCUGACUGGAAAACUAAUGGCGUAGGGCGCCGAGUAAGUCAUUCAUAUGGUUAUGGGCUUCUGGAUGCAGGUGCCAUGGUGGCCCUUGCACAAAAUUGGACCAGAGUGGGGCCACAGCACCAAUGUGUUCACACCAUGCUCACGGGUCCAAGGGAGAUCGGGAGCAAGCUGGUGUUCAGCAAAAGUGUGGAUUCCUGCUGGGGGCGACCAGAGUAUGUCAGCUCUCUGGAGCACGUCCAGGUUCGCCUCACCCUCUCCCACAACCAGAGAGGGAAACUGGCCAUCCAUCUCAUUAGCCCACUGAGCACACGCUCCACCCUGUUGUCCCCCAGGCCCAACGACUACUCCUCCGAGGGUUUUAAUGACUGGGCCUUCAUGACCACACACUCAUGGGAUGAGGAUCCCCGGGGGGAGUGGACCCUGGAAAUAGAGAACGUCGCAGUAAACGGGCACGACUACGGUGUGUUGAGUCAGUUCACCCUUAUCCUGUGGGGCACCGGGUCCAGCGCUGUUAACCCUUCAUCAUCCGAUUUCCCUCGGCCGUCCAACAACAGCUGCAAGACCUUUGACGCCCAACAGAUAUGCAUAGAGUGCAGCCCGGGCUUCUCCCUCUUCCUUCAGGGUUGUGUGAAGCUUUGUCCUCCAGGCUUCACCUCUGCGCCACAGCUCCUCAACCUGUCCCUGGAGAACUGGGUGGACCUCUCCUCCAUCCAGGCCUGCCUGCCCUGCAAUCCCGCCUGCCUCACCUGCUCUGGCACCGGGCCCACAGACUGCCUCUCCUGCCCUCCUCACAGCCACCUGGUCCUUACCUCCUGCCUUCACCAGAACCAGGUGCAACGCAAAUCCCCUCCCGGCGGGGGACUCCAUGGAGGCGGGGCCCAAUCAGAGCAGGGGAGCCUAGUGGGAAAUGGCGAAGGACAAGGGGUCCAGCUCCCAGGGCUCAGCACAGCUCCGUCCUCUCAGCUGCCCAUCCUGCUGGCUGUGCUGUGCUGUGCCUUCAUCCUGGCUGCCUUCGCCGGGGUCUUCCUCCUGCUGCAAAUGCGCUCGGGCGGCACCCGCCGAAGCCUGAGGACCAAACUGCCGACCAUUGAGACAGGGACAAGAGGACUGCGGGUGGGCUUUGGCUUCAGCCAGGGACGGGAUAGGAAGGCCCGAAUAUGCUAUAGGGGGAUCCCCACCGUGUGGGGGGAUGAGGAUAUGGCGGCCUACGAGUCUGAAUCAGACAGCGAGGAGUUGGACUUGCACAGUGAGAGGACAGCUUUCAUCAGGACACAGAGCUCGCUAUAGUUCUGUCCCUGGUCUGUGUCCAAACCCCUGCACCUCUCGAUCUCUCGCUAUCUGUCCAAUGGCUUGGGCAUUGUGAGACCUCGUGCUGGACGUCAUCAGCGCCUGCUUCGAACUCGCUCAAUGAAAGUGAUGUAUGAAUGAGAACUAAGUAAGUGCAGUUCAAUCCUUGAAUAUCAAAGCCUUACACUUUCAUCAACAUCCCAUCCAAAUGCAGUAACGAAAAUUAAUCAUUUGUUUAUUUAUUCAUUCAUCUUUGUUAUUUAUCAGACUCCAUAAACAUCACGGUUGGAUGAAUUCAUUGUGUAUUUGCUUUGGUGCUCCAACAUUAAUUUAUCAGUGGAUUGGAAUUGUUUCUGGAUUUUAAUUUGACCAUCUGUUAAAUAAGUAGACAGCAGGGGUCCGCGGUGGUGUAGCAGUCUAAGCAUCGGCUUUGUGUCGAUGCAGUUGCCCACUGGGGACCGGGGUUCACGCCCUGGUCCCGUCAGAUCCGACUCUGGCCGGACUCGAUGAAGCAGCAAUAAUUGGCAACGCUGACUUCGGGAGGGGGGUGGAGUCGGCUUGUGUUCGUCACAUAAAUGCGUCUCUGUGUGUGUCGGAAAAAGCACUGGUUCAGCCUGCUUCGGUUCGGCCGGAGAGAUGCAGUUGGCGAACGCAUGCAGUACACGGGCCGGUGUUUUAACUAAAAUAGGGAUUGAUUGGCCACUAAAUUGGGAGAAAAAGGGAAAAAUCAGAAAUAAAUGUAUUUUUUUUAAAAAUCAGUAGACAGCAUGAUUAAACCAGAGGCAGGGGUUUUAUAAGUUGUACUUGCUAUGUAUUGUGAGGGUCUUGUAAAAACCUUGCAUCAAACAUUCAGCCAGUUAGGAAUGCUUCUUUUUUUUUUUUCCUUUUUUUUUUUCAACAUUUUUUCCUAUGCCCAUAAUCCCCAACCCUAGUCAAAGAGUAAAUGUCACAUUUGGGGGGGGGGGGGGGCACUGUUAGCUGUAGGAAUAAAAUCUUAUUAGGAGAACAUUAUGAAAAAUGUCCAGUUGAAGAGUAAGGAUUUCAGCAGGUUACCUAAGGAUUUGCAAAAUCCAGCAGGCUGUCAUCUUUUUUUAUAAUGGCAGUGUGAGAGAUGCAGUGUUUACAAUGAUGGCACUGGUGGAAUUUGCCAAUGCGACAUGUAAGAUGAGAAGUUCACAUAUUAUUGAUGGAUGAAGAAGUAACAGCCGGAAGGAGUGCUCAAUGCUUUUUGAAUGGAAGGCGGGGGGGGAUCAUUUAACCUAAAGCUGCUCCUGUAACCUUUUCAGCGUCUGUUUAUUUGGCUGCUGUUGGCAAGAAAUAAGAUCACUUUGUCUUCAUUCUCUCCAUAGAGGCCAUAUUGAUUUUUGGACUUCUCUCCCAUAUUGUCUUUAUCAGGGCAAAGAAGACGAGAGAUUUCCCCGUUCUCUUACCAGUUCCAUACAUUUUGAAAGAUAAAUGUGGGUCGUUUCCCAUUUGUGGACAUUUGGACUUGUGGGUGCACAAGUUGAAUUAAAAGCCUUUGGAUCAAAAAUUAUGAUGAGUGAAUGAACGGUUGCUAAAUUGCAUUUUCUACCUGUUUCUUUUUAUAUCCUUUUUUAUUUAAAACUGACUGAGUGUAAAUAUUGUUGAUCAAUUUCAUGCCGGAAUAAAAUGACUU